This is a messenger RNA of Peronospora matthiolae, 3537 nucleotides long. NCBI's taxonomy places the organism in Eukaryota, Oomycota, Peronosporomycetes, Peronosporales, Peronosporaceae. The record is from the annotation of a GenBank genome assembly.
AUGUCAUCCAACAAGACCUCGGCCAGUGUCUCCAUCGAUAAGUUCGAUGGGGACAACUACUCAACCUGGUGUCGCUACAUGCGCGGCGUGUUUCUGACGAAGUCAGUCUGGUACGUCGUGAACCGCGAAACGUCUCCAACCUUCACCGACACGCGAGCUUCCGACGAGUACGUCAAGGCGAGCAACAUCGCGUUCGGGUUGAUGUUGCUCCACAUGGACGCCGACUACCACCAUGUGGUCGACAACUGUGAAGAAGCAUGGACAGCGUGGUCGCGGUUGAAGAUGCUCUAUGGUGGGUCGCAGAAGGCGGGACGCAUCUACCUCAAGCGCCAGCUGUUCAGCAUCAAGAUGGCGGAAGGUGCCAACGUCUUGCACCAUUGCAACGAAGUCUUGAACAUCGGCGCCAAGCUCAGCAGCAUCGGUGCCAAGAUGGAAGACGAAGACAUUGCGAUCUGCUUGCUGCUCAGUCUCCCGAAGUGUUUCGAGAACGUGGUUCUGAACUUGGAGAUGAGCAAUGCAGAGCUGCGCACGCAAGAUGUGGUCAAGGUGCUGACUAACGAGCACAUCAAGCGACAAGGCGAGAAGAUGACAACGGCAACGACAACGGUGAAGACUGAAGAUGCGACAAAGGCAUUCAGUACCGAGCGCAAACCCUACCAAUGCACAUACUGCGGCAAGGUGGGGCACACGGCAGAGCGUUGCUGGACGAAGCAAAAGGAUGAAAGUCGAGGAGCCCAACGCGGCGGCAAUGGUCGUCGACGCGGGGCAAACAAUGUCCACUGGCGACAUUAUGAUGAAGGCAACAGCUACGAUCGAGUGUUCAAGUUUGCAAGCUUGGUCGAAGGCAAUGAUGGCGAGAUCCUGGUGGCUGAUGGCAACAAGGCGGCCAUCAAAGGUGUGGGGACCAUCGUGGAAAAGGUGAUUCUGCCAAACGGGGAAGAGCGCGAGAUCGAGAUCAAGAACGCGCUCUAUGUGCCCAGCAUGAGCAAAAAUCUGCUCUCGGUGCCGCAGAUUAACAAGCACGGCAACUUCCAAGUGGUGUUUGACGGGGAUACGAUGUACGUCGCUCGCAAGGAUUCCAAUCAAGUGGUGGCAGCUGCGGAUCUUGUAGACGGACUCUACUGGCUUCGCACGACGCAGCGAUCGGCCAAUGCGACAUCACUCAGCAACGCUGUUGAUCUACAUGCGCGAAUGGGCCAUGCUCCAGUCGACGUGCUUCGCAGGAUGGUGACAAGCCACAUGAUCAAGGACGCUCACAUCCCUUCCAAGCCGAAUGGAUCAAGUGUGUGUCGAGGAUGCCAAGAAGGGAAGAUGGUCCAAAAACCAUUCCCGAGCAACCGUGACAAGCGCACCUACAACACCUUCGAGAUGCUCCACUUCGACAUCUGCGGACCCAUGGAAGAAAAAUCUCUGGGUGGCAGCAAGUAUCUGCUGCUGAUCGUGGAUGAAGCCAGCGGAUGCAUGAAGGGUUUUUGUCUGCAUUCCAAGUCAGAGAGCGAAGAGUGCAUCAAGAAGUACAUCACGAUGAUACAGACGCAGUUCAACAAGAAGGUCAAAUUUGUGCGACACGAUGGAGCCCGCGAGUUUGCGACGAACUCGCUUCAAGAUUUCUACGAAGUCGAAGGCAUCGAGCAACAAACCACGGUGCCAUACGCACAUCAAGCCAAUGGAACUGCUGAACGCGCGAUUCGAACUAUCGUCACCAUCGGUCGUAGCAUGCUCCAUCAUGCCAAGUUGGACAAGUGCUUCUGGGCUGAAGCGGCAAUGACGGCCGUCUAUGUGAAGAACCGUUUGCCGUCACCCAAGAUUCCACACAAGACACCGUUCGAGAUUGUCUACAAUUCUAAGCCAAGUGUCAAGCACAUGCGCGUUUUUGGGUGCCAAGCAUACAUCUUGACCCCGAAGGAGAAACGACUCAAGUGGGAUCCCAAGGCCCGGGCUGGAUUGUUUUUGGGCUACGAAGAAGUGUCCAAGGCGUAUCGAGUUUACGACAUCGAAGCGGGGCAGGUGAUGAUAAGUCGCGAUGUCAACUUCGAUGAGUGGGCCUUUGGAAUGUCGAUGAUGAUUUCCGAUGACGAUAUUGAUGGCCUGGACUUCGAAUCGAUCGAUCUUGAUGAUGAAGAACCGCGUCCGAGACACUUCAAACAAACAGGAAAGCGCAAUGCCCAACCCAAUCACGACAAUGACGACGCAAGCAUGCCCCGAGCAGUGCGCCAACGACCCGGAUUGGAAGAGUCAAGUGCGCCGGAUGACCUCUCUUCACGUCGAGCCAACGAAGAUGAAGAAAGGAAGUCGGAGGAACAACAUGACACACCGACUUCCUCCGCGUUUUGGCAUGCGAGUGCAAACGCCGUCGAAGCAGCAGUCGAUUUUUCGGAGCCGUCGACAUUUGAAGAAGCAGUAUCUGGCCCGGACCAAGUACACUGGCGCAAGGCAAUUGAUGCGGAGCUCGAUUCGAUGAAGCUUCGCGGUGUCUUUCGUGCGGCCAAGUUACCCAACGGACAAAGCGCCAUUGGUACCAAGUGGGUCUUCAAGAUCAAGCGCAAAGCGGACGGAUCCAUCGAGAAGUACAAGGCACGUCUCGUGGCAAAGGGCUUUCGCCAAAAGUAUGGAAUCGACUACACGGAGACGUUUUCGCCCGUGGUCAAGUAUGUGACGCUGCGAAUGGUCAUCGCCAUUACCAAGCACUUUGGAUGGACACUUGACCAACUUGAUGUGGCGUCGAAGCUUGACAGUACGUUCGACUGCCUGGAAUUGGUGAAGGCAAUUUACGGCCUGAAGCAAGCUUCGCGAGUAUGGAACGAGACGUUUGACGAGUUUGUGUGUUCCAUUGGAUUUCAGGUAUCAGGCUUCGACCCAUGUCUCUACAUCAAGACUUCGGACGGCCAUUGCGUGUUUAUACUGGUCUACGUGGACGACGUCUUGGUGACUGGAAGCUCACUCGAGCUGAUUGCACAAACCAAGAACGACCUGAAGACGCGGUUCGAAAUGACGGACAGCGGCAAGUGUGCGUUUGUUUUUGGGAUCGAGUUAUUGGACGGUGAAGAUGGCAGCGUGACUAUGUGUCAGCGCCGUUAUGUCGACGAUGUCCUCAAGCGCUUUGGAAUGGAUGAGUGCAAGGCUGUGGCAAGUCCGGUGGACGUCAGCUCUCGACUGGUUCCGAGCAACUCUGCAAGCAAGGUGGAUGUCCCAUUCCGUGAAGCAGUGGGUGCUUUGAUGCAUCUGACGACUGCAACGCGACCGGACAUCGCCUAUGCUGUAAGCUUUGUGUCACGGUUCAUGGAGAAACCCCAAGAAGAACACUGGGUUGCAGUCAAGCGCAUCUUCCGCUACCUACAAGGCACCAAGAUGCAUGGAAUCUGCUACAAGCCAAGUGCGAAGAUCGACUUUCGUGGCUAUUCAGAUGCAGACUGGGCCGGUGACCUUGCUGAUCGCAAAUCGACGUCCGGCUACGUCUUCAUGCUAUUGGGUGCUCCGGUGAGUUGGGGCAGCAAGAAACAGCCAAGUGUGUCACUGUCUACAAGCGAAGCGGAGUAA